This is a messenger RNA of Penicillium diatomitis, 996 nucleotides long. RefSeq lists its product as uncharacterized. The record is from RefSeq and is a predicted model, not a curated record. The transcript has a single exon. Bases 1 to 996 code for a protein of 331 amino acids. Lineage: Eukaryota; Fungi; Ascomycota; Eurotiomycetes; Eurotiales; Aspergillaceae.
AUGGUCCACAUCUUCUCCAAAUUGGCUCGGCGUUGUUUGGAUAGGAGUAGAGAUGAAACCGGUUACAAACGCCUUGCUGACGACCCGCCUGCUCAAGAGGUCCCGCCUACUCGAGAAGUUCUGCUGUCUGAGAAGGUCGCAGCAAAGGAUGCAGUCAUGAUUGCAUCUGACGGACUUUCCUCGUUGGGGUUUUUUAGGCCUUCUUGUGCCUUUCCUUUUCAUACUGGGGAGAAUUACGGCUCGCACGGUGAUUGUCGACUCCGGUACGGCCAUGCUCUUUGCUUUUUCGAGUUCGACAGGAAUGUCUUUGUUAAGUACAUUCUCUGGGAGUUUACUCUCCGACAGCUCAAGCAAAAGCGGACACGGAUGUUACAACGCAUAGACAGUUUACGCCCACUCCCUGGAGUUGACGAUACGGAUGAGGAGGGAGGCGUUUGUGACCUUCAGAAAGUUGAAAUCGAUUAUAGUGAGACAUCCCCCCUACUCUUCGAACCAUCAGACCUAUAUGACCAAGCGGAAUCAAACGGAAAUUCUGCACCCCAAAGGAUUCUCCCUUCACAUGUUAUUCAGUCAAAGGAAAAGGAUGUCAUGAGUUUGGAGAAGAGAGUCGUCCAUGCCGCAAAAGAUAUCCACUGGCUGUCUUGCAGGCUGGACGAGAUGGAGAUGCGGCUUCCAACACUAGUCAAGUUAAAUCUCAUAUCCAUUCGAAACGAUCCGAUGUGGUAUAUGAAGGAGAGUUUGGUGAAGGACUGCGCGGAUCGUGGUGGAUGCUGCGGCCGCAAUUGCGGCUGUUGUGAGUUGCGCGCCAGGCAUACCUACGAAACGGGUAUUGGCCAUUGCACAGUUGAAUGUUCUUGCUGCUUUGAGUUUCGGGGCUUCGCGCCAUCUUCACAGGAAGCGGUGCAGACGAUUCGGGACAUGGACAUGUCUCUGAAGCACCCUGACGCGGCGUAUCUCGUGAGACUGGCAAAUGGGUUCUUCUGCAUGACGUGUUAG